Molecule: messenger RNA, 2451 nt
Organism: Schizophyllum commune H4-8
Lineage: Eukaryota; Fungi; Basidiomycota; Agaricomycetes; Agaricales; Schizophyllaceae
Product: kinase-like protein
Exons: 9
Coding region: 1-2451 (816 amino acids)
Biological process (GO): protein phosphorylation; chromosome segregation
Cellular component (GO): nucleus; cytoplasm; centrosome
Molecular function (GO): ATP binding; protein kinase activity
Source: RefSeq, a predicted model, not a curated record
AUGUCCAGCUUUCUCGAACUCUACGAAUCCGUCGAUGUUAUCGGCAAUGGGUCCUUUGGCAUCAUCCGAAAAGUCAGGAGAAAAACGGAUGGAUUGGUUUUCGCGCGGAAGGAGCUCAACUUUGAGCGGAUGAGCGAGCGCGACCGCAAGCAGAUAGUCGCCGAAGUAAACAUCCUCAAGGACCUCCACCAUGACCACAUCGUACGAUAUCACGACCGCUACGUCGACCGCGAUGCCGGAAUCCUGUACAUAGUCAUGGAGUACUGCGGCGGUGGCGAUCUCUCGACUAUCAUCAAGCAGGCGACGAAGCACAACCGGCCCAUACCCGAAGACACGAUCUGGAACUAUUUUCUCCAGAUUCUCCUCGCUUUGCAACACUGCCACCAUCCUCACGGGCACGAUCGCUCGGGGAGCAACGGCCUGGAGGGGGAUGGAAAGGAGCGCCGAGCCCAGAUAUUGCAUAGGGAUCUGAAGCCCGACAACGUCUUCCUCGACGAAAAUAACACGGUCAAAUUAGGGGACUUUGGCCUUUCCAAGGCACUCGCGCAGGCGAGCUUUGCGAACACCUAUGUUGGCACCCCAUAUUACAUGUCGCCCGAGCUUAUGCAAGGCAAGGCUUACGAUUCGAAGUCCGACAUCUGGUCGUUAGGCUGCCUCAUAUACGAACUCUGCGCGCUAAAGCCCCCAUUCCACGAAGCCAAGACCCAUAACGAACUGAACAUACUCAUCAGAAACGGACGCAUACCACCAUUACCCCGCGGAUACUCACAAUCACUCUCUGGUGUCAUCAAGGCGAUGUUAAACUUGAACCCCGCCAUGCGCCCAUCGGCAGCGCAAUUACUACAGCACGAGCGCUUAGAGCUCGCGUUCAAGACCGCAGAGACGGACAAGAUGCUGUCCGCCGUCAAGAACCACAAGGCCAACAUCAUUGCACGGGAACGCGAAGUCGUUGCACGGGAAGCCGCAGCUGCAGAGCGCGAAGCCCAGAUACAGGUCGCUUUGUCUGAGAAGGAUGCCGCGAUAGCGCAUCUUCAGCAACUACUGGCCGGCAUUCAGCAAGAGCAGGCACAGAGGUGCUAUACUCAGCAGGACGUCGAGCUCGCGAUGAAGGAGGCGGUCACCAAGCGCGAGGAAGAGCUUCGCGUUCUGGUCACCAAGCACGAACAGGAGGUCGCGGCGGCGAUGACGCGGCGAGAAGAGGAGAUCAUGGAGGCCGUGCGCACGCGGGAAGCGGAGCUCUUCGAGGCCAUGCAGGCGCGGGAGUCCCAGAUGCAGCAGGAGUAUGAGGAGCGCGUAAAGGAGAUCGAGGAACGGGUGCAGUGGAUCAACACGCGCCAGGAGGAGCUGCUGGAGGAGGAGCAGCGCAUAGACGACACGCGCACCGAGCUCGAGCGCAAGAUGAAGGAGUGGGAGGAGGCCAGUAAGACGGCGAAAGAGAAGACGCCGCUUGAAGAGGUGAAGAACUUGCUGGAGCCCCUGGCGCGCAUGACGACCCAGGAGAAUGACGGCAAGCGGGCGCGGCGGGCAGCGGAGGCGCCUACGCCUCGCCCACGACCGUUCCCGGCAAGUCCCUUCCCGGAGUUGGCGACGCCCAUCGCCCGCGUCACGAUGCCGAAGGUCAACAUGCCGCCGCAGUCUGCGAUGAAGGGUGUCGUGCUGACAGCGACCGGCGAGACGCUUGCCACGCCAAAGCCGAACGAGCUCGUCGACCUCUUCUGCAAGUCGCCGAAGGUCGGGCUCAACUUUGCGAAGAUAUUCGACUUCGACGAAGGCGAGACGGAUGAUGAUGACGACGACGAAGAGGACUCGCCGCGGCUGAGCAGCGGCAGUGCGCGGUCGGCGGAGCACCGGAACUCACCACCCAGUCCGACUUCAGGGAAGGAGAGACCACGAACCACACGCAAGCAGAGCGAGGAACGUCCGCGUACCUCAUCAUCGGCCUCUGCUGCACGACCCACAUCAUCUGCCCAGCGGUCCAACGGCGUCGCUUCUGCACCCCCGACUCGUCUUCGCCGACCAUCAAUACGGGGAAACUCGCGGCGGCCCACGAUACCGGGUCGCAGCGAGAAGACCGAGACGCUGGCCCCAUCGGUCUCUGACCCUGUAGCCCUCUCCGCGUCGGGUGAUCGUGCGACUGCGACGACAGCCUCCGCUGCAAGGAAGGCGAAGGCGCCGCCUGUCAUAUCGCGCGCAUCGACCGCACCGCCACCAACGCCGCGGUACGAUAUGAAGGAUGAGGAGAAUCUGCCGAGUCCAUUCCUCAAGCGCAUUGACCGCACCGGUACGGGUGCACCGGGCAAGGGAUUGUCAAAGCGCCCGAGCGGGGGCAACAUGCUGCGCGCGGUCGCGGCGGCCAACAGCGCGCGACGUGGAUCGCUGCCGACCGCUGGUCACGGUCUCGCGCCCGCAAGCGCGAGUGCACCUGCAGUCGCUACUGCCGACGGACGAUAG